Thalassophryne amazonica is the source of this 1770-nucleotide messenger RNA. Its product is annotated as zinc finger protein OZF-like. Gene Ontology annotation, molecular function: DNA-binding transcription factor activity, RNA polymerase II-specific; RNA polymerase II cis-regulatory region sequence-specific DNA binding. Lineage: Eukaryota; Metazoa; Chordata; Actinopteri; Batrachoidiformes; Batrachoididae. Gene Ontology annotation, biological process: regulation of DNA-templated transcription. The coding region runs from base 101 to 1753 and encodes 550 amino acids. The record is from RefSeq and is a predicted model, not a curated record. The transcript is spliced from 2 exons.
AUUCUUCCGCCGUUCGUUAGCUUCCAAAGCUAGCGGAGUUAGCUUAGCCUGCUAACUGGGCCUUUGGUGUGUAGAAACAGUUUGUGUUAUUGUGUGAAAAAUGUCGAAAGUUCAAAUUCUGAGAGCGUUACUGAAGCAGCGACUACCUGCAGAUGACGAAGAAGAGAUAUUUGAUGUGUUUGAAAGAACAGCAGCAGAAUACGAGGAGGAACUUUGUGGUUUAAAAGAGGAGAACGAACGACAAAGAAAAGUACUGGAUGCUGUUUUUAAUUCCGACGACAAAACAGAUAUGCAGCAUCUGUUGGUCAAAAAAGCAGCUGCUCCCCCUGAGGAACAAGCACGGACAUCUAAUCUGAACCAAGAUGACCCAGAACUGCAUCAUAUUAAAAAGGAAGAGGAGGAACUAUGGACCUGUGAGGAACAAAAGCACCUUCAAGUGCUGGAGAUUAAUUCCUCCAUCUAUGCAAAUGAUGGUGUGAAACCUCAGUUCUCAGAUUUUCUUCAGCCCCAAAAUGAGGAGAACAGGGAGCCUGAGCCUCUUGCCAGCAGCUCAGAUGAACAGAUGAAAAUGGAUGAUGAUAAAAUGGACUGGAGAGGAUCAGAACCAGUUGGCAGGUUAGAUCAAGGCAGUUAUUUACACCCACAUAGUGAUGCUGUGAUUUCACACUCCACUGGACCUGAAAUUGAUGUCAGUGAUGUUGAUUGGAAGGAGACCAAAGAAAGUAAAUCAGGUUUAAACUCUUUACAAAAUGAAAUAAUCCCUGUUUGUGAUAACAGAUGUAAUGUUGGUGUGAAGCCAUUUAGCCCUGAGUGUGAUCAAAGGAUUAUUCACAACAAUAAUCUGAAGAAACAACAUGGAAUUCAUACAGAAGAGAAACUGUUUAACUGUUCCAAGUAUGGUGAAACAGUUUGCCAAAUCAACAGUCUGAAAAUCCAUAUGAUGGUUCAUACAGGAAAGAAAACAUUCAAGUGUGCCAAAUGUGGAAAAGCCUUUACCCAAAAGGGUAAUUUGAAGAGGCAUAUGACCAUCCAUAUGGGAAAGCCCUCAUUUAAGUGUCCUGAGUGUGGAAAAGCAUUUAACCAAAACUUCAAUCUGAAAACCCAUAUGGUAAUUCAUACAGGAGAACGACCCUUUACCUGUUCUGAGUGUGGAAAAACAUUCAACAAUAGCAGUAAUUUGAAAGCACAUCUCCUAAUUCAUACAGGUAAAGGACGCUUCAGCUGCUCUGAGUGUGAAAAAACAUUUAACAAUCGUAGCAAUCUCAAAACCCAUAUGCUAAAUCAUACUGGCGAAAGGCCAUUUAGCUGUUCUGAGUGUGGAAAAACAUUUAACACAAAAGGACGUCUGAAAACCCAUAUGCUAAUUCAUACAGGAGAAAGACCCUUUCAUUGUUCUGAGUGUGGAAAAACAUUUAUUCAAAGCAGCAGUUUGAAAACCCAUAUGCUAAUUCAUACAGGAGAAAGACCCUUUUGUUGUUCUCAGUGCGGAAAAACUUUUAACCAAAACAGUCUUUUAAAAAUGCAUAUCCUAAUUCAUACAGGAGAAAGACCAUUUUGCUGUACUGAGUGUGGAAAAACAUUUAACAGAAACAACCAUCUUAAAACCCAUAUGAUAUUUCACAAAGGAUACAAACCAUUUUAUUGUUCUGAAUGUGGAAAAGCAUUUGUCCUUAACAGUCAUUUGAAAAGGCAUAUGAUCACCCAUACUGGAGAGAAAGCGAGAAAAAAAAAAUCCAAGAAAAAUAAUUUUUAAAAAAGACAGCGAGAGAA